AUGAAUCCUGCCCAAGGACAUUCUUUUCGACGUCAAACGGAUGCAUUAAAUGUAUUGUACCUUAACGCGAGAAGUUUGAAAGCGUUUGUUCCAUCAAUGCAAGAUUACCCUUCUGCAACAUCUAGUGUACAGUGCAACGUAUGACAUUGUAUGUAUUUGUGAAACAUAGCUAAACGCAACUGUCUUGAGUAGUGAACUGUUGCCUGGUUACUCCAUCUUCCGGCGCGAUAGAGUGGGAAAGAUCGGUGGUGGCGUGCUUGUGGCUGUCAAGAACAACAUACAUGCAACUCGUAGACUUGAUCUUGAAAAACAAAACACGGAGGCACAAAGACAACCCGAGGCUAUUUUGGAGUUAUCAUAAGGCGGUUUUCCAUCAUCGAUCAACCCAAACUCCAACAAUUCCCCACAAGGGAAAUCUGGCAAAAACGCCUUCAGACAAAGCUGAACUUUUCAAUUCUUAUUUCUCCUCUGUGUUUCAACCUUCAAGACCCAAUCAACAUCAAACCUGCACCUUCUCUUCGUCCCAAUUACGAACUGACACUCAACUACGGGAGAUAGAGCUUAGUGAACACGACGUCGCUAAUUGCCUAAAAAAUCUUGAUACAUCCAAAGCAAGUGGUCCCGACGGAAUUCCUGCAAGGUCUUCUAAAAGAAUGCAGUCAACAAAUCGCUCCGAGUCUUUGUUAUCUCUUCAACCUCUCCCUACAAUCCAGUUGGAUUCCUUCCGAGUAGAAAUCAGCAGACGUGGCACCGAUCCAUAAGAAAGAUUCGAAGGAGCCAGCGGAAAACUAUCGACCCAUUUCGUUACUGCCAAUUGUCAGUAAAGUCUUGGAACGACAACUUUUUUACGACCACAUUCUACAUCACAUUAGCCAAGCUCAACAUGGUUUUCUUCGAAAACGCUCGUGUGUGACUCAACUGCUAUCAGUAUUCCACACUAUUGGACAUGAUCUAGAUAAGAAUAUUCAGACGGACGUCUUGUAUCUGGAUUUCGCUAAGGCUUUCGACUCCGUGGAUCACGCAAUCGUUCUCGAGAAACUGCGUGGUUACGGUGUGACAGGAUCAGUUUUGGGUUGGUUUGCAGACUAUUUGAAUGGUAAGACUCAGAGAGUCGUUGUAGAUGGUGUAGCUUCGACAUGGUCACCAGUCACCUCUGGAGUGCCUCAAGGAAGUAUUCUCGGUCCGUUAUUGUUUGUCAUCUUUAUUAACGAUCUCCCAGAUGUUGUGCAAAAUGGAACUGAAACAGCCCUGUAUGCCGACGAUACUAAAUUGCACAAUACAAUUAGCUCUACUGAUGACUGCAAAUGUUUACAAUAA
Messenger RNA from Paramuricea clavata, 1317 nucleotides. Lineage: Eukaryota; Metazoa; Cnidaria; Anthozoa; Malacalcyonacea; Plexauridae. The record is from the annotation of a GenBank genome assembly.